Molecule: messenger RNA, 372 nt
Organism: Lathyrus oleraceus (garden pea)
Lineage: Eukaryota; Viridiplantae; Streptophyta; Magnoliopsida; Fabales; Fabaceae
Exons: 2
Coding region: 1-372 (123 amino acids)
Source: RefSeq, a predicted model, not a curated record
AUGAAAGCAUUGCAGAGUCAUCAGAAAAGUUACCUAUACAAGAGGAGUAAAGCACUUGAGUUUGUGUUUUUGAGAGUUACGCCGAUUCUACAGAGGAUAAGAGAGGUAGUAUAUCAGAUUUCUUUGUCGUUGCCGCUUGCUAAUCUUUAUGGUGUGUUUCAUGGAUCUCAGUUGAGGAGAUAUAUUCCGGAUCCGUCUCAUGUGAUUCAGGUGGAUGACGUGCAAGUGAGAGAUAACAUGAGUGUUAAGGCAUCACUAAUACAGAUAGAGGAUCGAGAAGUGAAGCAGUUGCAUGGUAAAGAAAUUUCCUUAGUGAAGGUAGUUUGGGGUGGACCAGCUGGUGGGAGCAUGACUUGGGAGCAUGAGAAGUAG